GGAUGCGGAGAUCGGCCGUUAGUUUAUGGAAGAAAUGUCUCCAAGUCGUUUGGGGCGCGGCGAAACUCCGAGACUCGAGAAGAGCCAGCUAUCGAUCGAUAGCGACGCCUGUGCAGUGAGCGAAUCUGAGCUACGAUCAACGACCAUAGAGCCCAGCGAAACAAUCGCAUCGUCUCGUCGACAUAGCCUUCUUUCGACGAAUAUAAGAACGGUGUUGUCAGUGUUGAUGGUGUUAUCCUUUUCACGUGCUCCUGCCAGUGACGCAUAUUUCUUACGACUCGCUUCUAGCUUCUUCCUCGAUUUCAUUGGCCACGCAAGCGGUUGAACACGCUGUUCGCAACAGCGGCAUCUUUGGCACGACGAAACACGUCAUGUGGCUGACAGUGCAAGAUACACUAGAUGUGAGAGUGAUAUUGGAAUAUUCGUGCGUAUUUAUAGAAUCGCGCCGGCUUCAUUCGUGACUUCGGAAUCUUUCGCCAGCGACGAUAAUUUUACGACAAUGCAUUCAUAAUCGCGAUGAGAAAGUAUUAGAAGAAAGCUCGUUUCUGACGUAGUUGAUAUAAAUUGGCUGAAAAUGUUUGCAUAUUUUGUCACGUAUCGUUGCUCUGAAAACGGAGAAGAAACAUUGGACACUCAGCAUGACCUAAAUUCGCCAUUGUAUUUAAACCACUCUGCAACAAUCGGAAGAAAUUGGAAUAGCCAGAGCACGCAGAUAACAGAAACGGAAAUAAAUUGAUAAAUAAAUAGAGAUCGGACAUCGACGCAAGCGAAUACAAAAUGUCCGAAAGUGAAAUAAAGCCAGCCUCGCCGAUACCCACGGUUAUGUGCGCGCAUUGCUGUAGCAGCAGCGGUGGCAGUGGAGGAGGCAGCGGCGGUGGUGGCGGAAGCGGUAAUCUGACAUCCACGCAAUUUCCAGCUUUGCAAGUUACCUCACGAAUGCUGCGCUCGCCAAGCCACGAAAGCGUUACCACCGAUUUGUCACUCUUCAGUGUAUCUUCAAUUGCGAGUGAUCUGCGCUGUGCCAAUAGAUUAGUCACUUUCAAGUCGUACAGUGACGCGCAGCUUGUCGCACGAGGACCUUCUCCAAAACCGGAUUCUCGACAGAUUCAGGGUAACAGACCAGCAGAUAUUCCUGAAAUUCUUUGGUUUGAGGAAGAAAACGAGCUAAUACGUAGUUGCGGAGUUUUAUCAUCAGUAUUAGGAUUGCGUAAGAGCUUCAGCACGAGCGAUGUGUCACAGCUUCCCAAUCCAGACACGGCUGGAACCGGUGGCCUUCGAACAGCAGUAUCCGCUCUGGCUCUUGACACUGUCCAGCGCAAUUCCUUGCUGCUGGAACAUGCUAGACUUGAUCAUGCUUCAAGAUCCUGCAGCACCUGGGUCGCCGUAGGCGAACCUGUAGCCAGUACAUCUCAGCUUCCCAGCCCACAUGGUGGAGCCGCACAAGAACAGCAACAGCAGCUAUCACAACCACAACAGGCACAGCAACAAUCUUCCUCAAACGCUCAAUCAGUAUCGCAACUGCCGCCGCAGCCACCAGUGCCGCCGCCACCGCCUGUGCCCUUUACAGGAGCGGAUCUAGUUAGGUCCGUCAAUAAGAAAGUCAGACAAAAUUAUAUACGACGAAGAUUACUUACUACGUACCGCGCUUUGGAGCGUCUCUCGCAGAGCGAAUUUAAUUUAGACCAAUUAGAAGCAGCAGCUACCGCGGCGCAAACUUCUCAUGGAACUACUUUAUUAGUGCCCGGAUCAGCCGCGCGGAUUCCUAGUACUUCUUUGAUUGGACGAAAGGAACGAAAUCAUGCAUUGACGGUCCGGGAUGUUGAAAGAGAACGUGGAAAUCAGUUGUCUAAAUACGAGAGAAAUAUGAUGAUCUUCAAUUGGCUUCACACUUUAGACGACAGCGCAGUUGUAGACAGCGUUGAAUAAGAGACAAGAAGAUUCUGUCAUUGUUUCUCGCAACUCCGAUAACAUGCGAUUUAUCGUGCCUAAGUCCCUUCUUUUUCGGUACUACUUCAUCGAAAGAACACUUCAUUGAUAUAGGACACCAAUUAUCGCAUCUCGGAGGAUAUCGUUAUUCGUAAGACUUUGAAAUAUAGUCAUAUUGAAUUAUGACAUCUAUAGCGAAAGAUUAUACAAAAAUAUUUUCUUGCACUAUAUAUUGAAAUAAGUUAGUUUCUUUGCGUACAUUUCUAGUCAUAUUCAAUAAAAACAGUAAAACGUAUUGAAGAUUUUUUUUGUAACUUUUUUUUUCAUUAAUUCCUUUGUCUAAUAAAUAUUGGAUUUAUUUGGAUGCAUUACUGCUGAAUGAAACCGUUAAAUAAUUUAUUUGUUUCACAUUUUCUUGGCAUUUAUAUAAAUUAUGGUUUUUAGGCGGUAAAAAAAGGGGUAACAAAGGAAAAGGAUAAAAUGGCUAUUUAAUCUUUAACAUUCAGCAGAGUCUGUAUCUAUCAUGUGUUAAUAAAUGGCUGUGUAAUCUAGUCUAUACAUAUGCUAUGUUUCUAACGAGAAAAUAAGUGUCUUAUGAUUAUUUGUAAGAUUGAUAGCUAUCUAUUAAGACUUACCUGUCCACUCAAUCCACACAAUCCAUGCAAUCAUAUUAUUUAUAUAUAUAUUAAAUUAUGAUAUAGAAACGAGAAAUCAUAUGAGUUAUUCUUACGAUAUAUAAUAUAUGGAAAUACAUGGAAAUAAAUAAAUUUUUUUUUUAAUACGACCAUUUAUGUUUGAUAAUUGUGUAGAUUAAUAAAAUAUAACAAGACUUUUUUUUAGCAAAGAUGGAUUUUGCAACAAUUGAUCAAAAUUAUUUAUUAAUUCAUAAAUAAAAAAAAAUUUUCAGUAUAUUUUACUAAUCUAUAUCAAUAUUAUCAAACAAAGAUGCAUUCGAAAAAACAUUUUUAUUUCAAUAUUUUUCGCAAGAGUAAAACUUGUACGAUUUUUUGCUUGACAUCAUAAUUCAAUACGGCUGAAGAUGUAAGCCUUAAUUUACGAAUCAAAAAAAAAUCUGACAAAUUUCACAAACUUAUUUUAGUGAAUAUAAAUAAUAAUGUGUAAAGAAGCUAAUUUAUUCCAACUAUAUUGCAAGAAUAAAUUAUUUCUAUAUAAAGUAUUAUAUAGCAUAUAAUAUAUGAUUUCAUAUCAUAUAUGAGAUCAGGAUUCCAUUCCUGAUAUUUUAACUCAAAAUGGCUGCAGGAACGAGUCAUAAACGAGUCAUCUAAUAAAAAUUAAAUGAAUUAAAGGAAUUAAAAUAAGAUAUCCGUCCCUUCUUGUCUAGCAAUAUCGGUGUUGCUGUGACGAAUGUAUCUAAAGCAUCUUGUAUAAAAUAAAAGUUUUACCGGCUACAUACAAAGUACUCAUACAUGCAAUAUCUCAUAAUGAAUUCGAACGCUUGACUAUUUUGCACUAAUGCACAUUAAAAUCCAUACAAGUUAUUCAAGAAUGGAAACAUAACAUAUAAGUAUCUUGGUUAAUAAAUUUUCCUCUUCUCCAUUUCCAAAAUUCUUUUUAAAUAAUGUUAUGAUAUUAUUUUAGCAUGAUAUACAUUAAAUAUUUUAUCAGUAAAGCUAUUUAUCUCUUAUGUUAUUGCAUAUUCUUUUAUAAAACUUUAUAUAUAACAAAUUUUAUAUUUUUAAUUAAAUGGAAAAACUCACAGAUAAAAGCACAAGUCUUAUAUAUCUUGUUUCUGUGAUUAAAUGAUUCACGAUUUCUUUAUAAUAGAGAACUUACCAAAAAUUCAAAAAUCAAUCAAUUGAGAAACUUAAAUUUGAAUUCGAUUUUAAAAUUCAAAUUAGAUUUACAGAUUAAUUAAACUUGCCGCAUUAACCUUUUUUCUUAUUAUUUUUGUUUUUUAAUCUUUAUUAUUGAUCAACUUUAUGGCCAUUGUUUUUAUGACCGUACCGAUCGCAUGUCAACAUUAUCAGUUAUCAUAUUAUAUUCUAAACACAGACUUCUAUGCAGGAUGUUUCGUAAACCGGAUCACCUGUCGUGUGAAUGGGCUAAUCUAAGUAGAAAAGUCCUCUACCAUUUUGUAAUAUUUAUAAUAAUUAAUGAUAUUAAUUUAAAAAGAUUAGCCAAUUAGCAUAAAUAAAAGCGCAUUGGGAAACAGUGGAUGGAGCGCUUUACAAAGACUAUGCUUACUAAAGGCUAAAAAAUAGAUAUGUACGAACGAUGGGGCGGAAAUCACUCGUCCAUAGUCAUACAUAGUUACGCGCCGCUUGCACAUAGUCAUUGUCCUUUAUAGAGCGCCCCUCCUAUUGCUUCUCAAUACAAUUUUAUUUACGCUGUGAUUGGCUAAUCUUUGUAAAUUAAUAUCUCAUUAAUUAUUAUAAAUAUCGCAAAAUAGUAGAAAACUUUUCUACUCAGAUUAACCCGCUUUACCUGCACACGACGAGUGAUCCGGCUAUUACGGGAUACUCUAUAUGCUAUAUAAUAUACCUUGCUAACAGCGUGAUAGAUGAAGCCAUUUCCA
This is a messenger RNA of Cataglyphis hispanica, 4462 nucleotides long. RefSeq lists its product as uncharacterized. Bases 778 to 1926 code for a protein of 382 amino acids. The record is from RefSeq and is a predicted model, not a curated record. The transcript has 4 exons. Lineage: Eukaryota; Metazoa; Arthropoda; Insecta; Hymenoptera; Formicidae.